UUAUCAGGGUUCAUCGAUGGCGGAAUGGGGCGGUGCGCUAUCAGCCGCGAGCCGCGAGGUGUAAGAUCCUGCCGCAUUCUAUCGCUUUCUUCCUAGCGAUCGUGUAGCGAGCGAGCGGCCGGCGAAAUUCCGGAGCUUCGAUUUCAUGCCCCAGGUCUUCUUUGGAGGAGAGAGGGCAUUUGGGAGAUCUUUAUGCCGCCAUGCCACCGCCAGUGGAGAAUGCUGAGGCGAAUUCCGGGCGAUUCGUGACGCUGCGGGAAAUUAUGAUCACAAUUGCGGGGCUCCUGUUGGUGGUUCUCACCCUUGUUCUUGGAAGAGCCAGUGCCAUGGUCGUUCUCAUCACUGCCAAGAACGAGACGCUGCCAUUCCCGGAUAUGGAAGCUAGCUUCGCGCCUCGAGUUCCAGCGUCUGGAAUUUCCGGCCUGUUCUACGAAGCGUACCCUCUCAAUGCAUGCGACGCGAUCAUCAAUGGUCCGGGGCUUUUGAUCGGCAGCAUUCCGGUUUUCGCGAUUGUGGAGCGAGGGGGCUGUAAGUUUGACGAGAAGAUCUUGAAUGCCCAGGAUGCUGGAUUCAGUGCUGUGAUCGUCUACAACAACGAAGAGGGUCAUGAUUUGAUCUCAAUGUCUGGAUCAUCAGACGACGUGCACAUUCCAGCCGUUUUCGUUUCAAAGUCCGCUGGCGAGACACUGCUCGAGUAUUCCAAACAGAUUGGAGCUCGCUGCUACAUUCUCCCGGCCAUUGAGAACACGGCCUGGUCAGUCAUGGCCGUGUCGUUCAUCUCACUACUCGCCGUCACUGCGGUGCUCACCACUUUCCUGUUCGUCCGGAGAUACAGACUGCGUCACCUCGGCUCCAGAUUGCUCCUUCUGCGAGACUCUUACGGAAUGAGCGCACGGGAAGUGAAAGCUCUCCCUACAGUCAUAUUUAAAUGCUUGGGCGAUGGCCAGGGGACGUCAGAUACUUGCGCCAUCUGUCUGGAAGAGUAUGAAUCCGGUGAAAAGCUCCGAGUUCUACCUUGCCACCAUGAUUUCCACGCGGCUUGUGUAGAUCAGUGGCUUACGACUCGACGGCCAUUCUGUCCGGUUUGCAAGAGGGAUGCGCACAACAAAAACGAAGAGCCGCCGCCAUCCGAGAGCACACCGCUACUAGCAGCCGCUGCCGUGUCUCCGCCGGCUACUACCCAACCAGCGGCUACUCAGACCUCCCCGGUUGGAUCCCUGCGUGACGAUGGAGCUUGCGACGAUGAGUCCGCUCGGGGUGCUUCCUCACUGAGAGAAACUCCCGUGGGAUCGCCGUCCCCAACCGAGGAGAGCUCCUCGCCAGGUCGGGCUUUUGGAUUUCAUAGUGCUCCAGAUACGUUUUUGCAGAUUGACGAUGAUUCCAGCGCCGCUGCCAACACCGACACGACCACCACCACCGCUUCUUCUUCAGACCACCAUCGCCACAACCACUCGAGGUGCUACAGCGACAUAAACUCGAGCAGUAGUAGCAGCGUGGAGCGCUUGUGCUGAGACUCGAAAAGAAUUUCACUUUGUCUCUUUCUUACGCGUGGUUUUUGUGUAAAUUUCCCUCCUCUCUGGCUUCAAACUUUCGGACUGGCAGAGUAAUGUAAUCUAAUAAAAUGUAACCAUCUGCCUUUGGAAAA
This is a messenger RNA of Selaginella moellendorffii, 1645 nucleotides long. RefSeq names its product receptor homology region, transmembrane domain- and RING domain-containing protein 1. The record is from RefSeq and is a predicted model, not a curated record. NCBI's taxonomy places the organism in Eukaryota, Viridiplantae, Streptophyta, Lycopodiopsida, Selaginellales, Selaginellaceae. The transcript is spliced from 4 exons. Gene Ontology annotation, molecular function: zinc ion binding. The coding region runs from base 201 to 1511 and encodes 436 amino acids.